UGCCUGAUGACCUCAGUCCAGAGGAGAGACAGGAGCUGGAAAGCAUCCGCCGCAGAAAACAAGAACUACUGCACGACAUACAAAGGCUGAAGGAUGAGAUAGCAGAGGUGACCAAUGAGAUUGAAAACCUGGGCGUGACUGAAGAGAGGAAAAGCAUGCAGAGGAAUAAACAGAUGGCCAUGGGCCGAAAGAAGUUCAACAUGGACCCCAAGAAGGGGAUCCGCUUCCUGAUCGACAGCUCCCUCCUGAAAAACACCAGCGAUGAUAUUGCAAAGUUUCUCUACAAGGGCGAGGGGCUCAAUAAGACGGCUAUCGGCGACUACCUCGGGGAGAGAGAUGACUUCAACAUCGAGGUCCUGCACGCCUUCCUGGACUUACACGAGUUCACAGACUUGAACCUGGUUCAGGCUCUCAGGCAGUUCCUGUGGAGCUUCAGGCUGCCCGGUGAGGCUCAGAAGAUCGACCGCAUGAUGGAGGCGUUCGCCCAGAGAUACUGUCGCUGUAACCCGGGAGUGUUUCAGAGCACAGAUACCUGUUACGUGUUGUCGUUCUCUGUGAUCAUGUUGAACACGAGUCUACACAACCCCAACGUAAAGGACAAACCCUCCGUUCAGAGAUUCACUGCGAUGAACAGAGGCAUCAAUGAUGGAGGAGACCUGCCAGAGGAGCUAUUAAGAAAUCUGUACGACAGCAUCAAGAAUGAACCCUUUAAGAUCCCAGAGGAUGAUGGGAACGACCUCACACACACCUUCUUCAACCCCGACAGAGAAGGAUGGCUGCUGAAACUCGGAGGUGGACGAGUUAAAACCUGGAAGAGACGCUGGUUUAUUCUCACAGAUAACUGCCUCUACUACUUCGAAUACACAACCGAUAAGGAACCCAGAGGAAUUAUUCCACUGGAAAAUCUGAGUAUCAGAGAAGUCGAUGACUCCAAGAAACCGAACUGCUUCGAGCUCUUCAUCCCCGACCACAAAGAUCAGGUGAUCAAGGCCUGCAAGACGGAGGCAGACGGCCGCGUCGUCGAGGGAAACCACACUUUCUACAGAAUCUCCGCCCCGACCGCAGAAGAGAAGGACGAAUGGAUCAACAGCAUCAAAGCCGCCAUCAGUAAAGACCCGUUCUAUGAGAUGCUGGCUGCCCGGAAGAAGAAGGUGUCGUCUCUGAAGGGGCUGUAGAGCUGCGGAGGAUUAAACCUUGAAACGAGCUUUGACUUGAAGCAGCGGACAGGAUUAUGGAGCCGACGCUCCCGCUGCUGCAGCGACACUCAGACCUGCCACAGAGGAUCCAGCUUUUAAAAGGCUCUUCCUUUGUCACCUUCAGUACCGACACUCUACAGUCUGACCUUACGUUCAACGUUUUAUUCCCCAUCUAGAGAUGAAAUGAUUCCGUCGUAGCUCUCUCUCUCUCUUUUUCUAUCCUUUUGAACACCGUGCUGUGUCGACACCGUGCCCUCUGGUUCGGACUCCCACUCCUCUUAAAAUCUGCUGUAAUGGCUGUUGAAAUGUGUCUGACUCACCUCAGAGCCACUUCACACAGACGCAGUGUUCGGUCCGCUGUGGUACAAUGAGUUACAGCGGAUGAAUGAAUCACAUCAGACAUUUUCAGGAGAGGCUAAAACACUUUAACUUAGUUUCCAACCAGCCUCGCGUUUGAACAGUUGUGUAUAUUUUCCAGACGUCCUCUACUAAAAACACUUAAUGAAGAUAUCUACUGGAAAACAGAUUAAGUGCAGGACAGAUCUUUAGUUUCAUCUGCCAUAAAAAAUGCUUUUUUUUUUUUCUAAGCCUUUUUUUUUUCUUACUGCUGUUGGUCUUUUGUCAAAGCCCUGUUAAUGAAAAUUAAGGUAAUGCAUAAAUAGCUAAAUAUUUAUUUAUCCAGAUUCUUGUAAUUUAUUGUUUUAUGUUUUGUCUCAUUAAAAAGGUUUGAAAACCAA
Molecule: messenger RNA, 1933 nt
Organism: Morone saxatilis (striped sea-bass)
Lineage: Eukaryota; Metazoa; Chordata; Actinopteri; Moronidae
Product: cytohesin-1-like
Biological process (GO): regulation of ARF protein signal transduction
Molecular function (GO): guanyl-nucleotide exchange factor activity
Source: RefSeq, a predicted model, not a curated record